Sorex araneus (European shrew) is the source of this 3153-nucleotide messenger RNA. It is a transcript of the gene CHRNA3, whose product is annotated as cholinergic receptor nicotinic alpha 3 subunit. Gene Ontology annotation, molecular function: acetylcholine-gated monoatomic cation-selective channel activity; transmembrane signaling receptor activity. Gene Ontology annotation, biological process: regulation of membrane potential; monoatomic ion transmembrane transport; nervous system process. Gene Ontology annotation, cellular component: postsynaptic membrane; synapse; neuron projection. The coding region runs from base 18 to 1526 and encodes 502 amino acids. The record is from RefSeq and is a predicted model, not a curated record. NCBI's taxonomy places the organism in Eukaryota, Metazoa, Chordata, Mammalia, Eulipotyphla, Soricidae. The transcript is spliced from 6 exons.
UCCGAGCCCGCGCCGCGAUGCCCUCGGUGCUCCGAGCGCCGCUCCUGCUGCUGCUGCUGCUGCUGCUGCUGCUGCCGCCAGUGGCCAGCGCCUCAGACGCCGAGUAUCGGCUAUUUGAGAAGCUCUUCGAAGACUACAAUGAGAUCAUCCGGCCGGUGGCCAACGUGUCCGACCCAGUCAUCAUCCAGUUUGAGGUGUCCAUGUCGCAGCUGGUGAAGGUGGAUGAAGUGAACCAGAUCAUGGAGACCAACCUGUGGCUCAAGCAAAUCUGGAAUGACUACAAGCUGAAGUGGAACCCCGCCGACUACGAUGGGGCAGAGUUCAUGCGCGUGCCCGCGCACAAGAUCUGGAAGCCCGACAUCGUGCUGUACAACAACGCCGUCGGGGACUUCCAGGUGGACGACAGGACCAAGGCUCUACUCAAGUACACAGGAGAAGUGACGUGGAUGCCCCCGGCCAUCUUCAAGAGCUCGUGCAAAAUUGACGUCACCUACUUCCCAUUCGAUUACCAAAACUGCACCAUGAAGUUCGGCUCCUGGUCCUACGACAAGGCCAAGAUCGACCUGGUGCAGAUCGGCUCUUCCAUGAACCUCAAGGACUACUGGGAGAGUGGCGAGUGGGCCAUCAUCAAGGCCCCGGGCUACAAGCACGACAUCAAGUACAAUUGCUGCGAGGAGAUCUAUACCGAUAUCACCUACUCGCUCUACAUCCGCCGCCUGCCCCUGUUCUACACCAUCAACCUCAUCAUCCCCUGCCUCCUCAUCUCCUUCCUCACCGUGCUGGUGUUCUACCUGCCCUCCGACUGCGGCGAGAAGGUGACCCUCUGCAUCUCCGUGCUGCUCUCCCUGACCGUCUUCCUGCUGGUCAUCACCGAAACCAUCCCGUCCACCUCGCUGGUCAUCCCCCUGAUCGGCGAGUACCUCCUGUUCACCAUGAUAUUCGUCACCCUGUCCAUCGUCAUCACCGUGUUCGUGCUCAACGUCCACUACCGAACGCCCACCACGCACACCAUGCCCACCUGGGUGAAGGCCGUCUUCCUGGACUUGCUCCCCAGGGUCAUGUUCAUGACCAGGCCAGCCGGCAAUGAGGACCCCCUGGUGCAGAAGCCCAAAGCCGUGCAGGGCGCCGAGCUCUCAAACCUGAACUGCUUCCGCCGGCCCGAGGGCCCCCCAGGCUGCCGGGAAGGUUCUCACUGCCGGGACGGGCUGUGUGGCUCCUGCCGGCAGCCACGCAAGGUCAAGGUCUCCAAUUUCAGCGCCAACCUGACUCGGAGCAACAGCUCCGAGUCCCUGGAGGCCAUGCUGUCCCUCUCGGCCCUGUCGCCGGAGAUCAGAGAGGCCAUCCAGAGUGUCCGGUAUAUCGCCGAGAACAUGAAAGCGCAGAACGAAGCCAGAGAGAUCCAAGAUGAUUGGAAGUAUGUUGCCAUGGUGAUUGAUCGCAUUUUCCUGUGGGUCUUCAUCCUGGUGUGCAUUUUAGGGACCGCUGGGCUGUUCCUGCAGCCCUUAAUGAUCAGGGAUGAUGCCUAAGUAUUGAAUUCAUGACUCUCUCUCUCUCUCUCUCUCUCUCUCUCUCUCUCUCUCUCUCUCUCUCUGUGUAUGUGUGCAUAUGUGCAGCUGAGAAGGCUUUGCUUUUCGUUUAAAGGUUUCUUGUGGUAAAAUGCAUCGAACAUAAAAUUUACUUUUUUUUUUAAAAACAUGCUUCAGUGUUGGAGGCCCCCAUGAGUUACAAUAUUCCUAGUGUUAAUGUUCCAGGCAUGUGAUGUUCCGCCACUGCACCCACGAGCAGAGUGUCAGCAUCUCUCCACCAAUGUCUCAAGGCAUUUGCCCCCACGGCCCUCUACCUGUACCCCUCAGGCUGUUACCACUGACUGCUCUGUUGCCCCUUACUACGUUUCUCAUCUUAACCAUGACAGUGAUGCAGUGACAGGGAUAUAGAAUUUGAAUUUUUUUUCAUUCAGAAGAAUGUCUUUUCAUUUCAUAGAUGAGUUCCUUUGCUACAUAGAGCUUUUUAGUUUGCUGUUGUCCCAUGUGUUCUUGCUUUGGGUGGUAGACCCAAGAAAUCAUGCCUAGAUUCACAUGGCAUAUGAUACCUACAUUUUCUCCUAGGUAUUUUGUGGUUUAAGGUGUUAUAGUUAAGUCUUUAUUUUGAAUUUUGAAUUUUUUGUGCCUGGUGUGAGAUAGUGAUCUUCUUUCAUUCUUUGGCGUGGGGCUAUCAGCAAUAUUUAUUAAAUAUUGUGGUUUUUCCGUUGUAUAUUCUCAGAUCCUUUGUUGUAAAUGAUUGCCCAUAUGUGGGGGUUUAUUUCUGAGCUCUGCGUUCUGUCUCAUUGAUCUGUGUGUCUGUGUCUUUAUGGCAGAACCAUACUGUUUUGGUUACUAUAGUGUGAUGUUUUCUCCUAGGACUGGAUAAAGACGGAUAGUGUCUCCUUGCACACAGCUGACCUGUGUUCAAUCCCAGGUGCCACAUAUGGUCCCCUAGAAGUGGAAUCACUGUAGGAGUAACUCCGAGCACGGAGCCAGCAGUAAGCCCCAAGUACUAUUAGGUGAGGCCUGAAAACCAAAAAAAGAAAAGAAGCUUGGAAGUAUUUUCUCCUAUUCAGUGUUCUUAGAAGAACUGGAGGAUAGGUAUUUUUCUGUGAAGUUUGAUAGAAUUCACUAGUGAAGCUCUCUGCACGCCCCCAUUUUUUAAAGUUGGGAGGUUUUUGAAUACUGACCAUGUCUCCCCACUAGUCCAAUAUUGGUCUGUUUGUAUUUUCUGUUUUAUUUCUGAUUGAGUCCUGAUGUAUUGUUAUGUUUGUAGCAUUUAACUAAUUUCUCAAAACUGUCAAUUUCCUGCCAUUUAACUGUUCACAUAAUCUCUGAUGAGCCUUUGUGUUUCUUUUAGUUUCAUUGGUGACAUCACCUUCAUUUCUGACUUAUCUGAAUCUUUUUCUCUUAGUCUAGCAAACGGUUAUUGCAUUUUAUCUUCUUUGCCCAUUUGUUAAAUCAGGCUUUUGUAGUUAAGAGAUUCAUAUUCUCUACCACUUUAUGGGGUGCCUGUUUGUUCUGUCGAUGGUAUCUUUAGGUACAGAUUUUAAAACAUUCUCAUGAAGUGUAGUUUGUCUGUAUUUUCUUGUACUUUUUAUUGUCUUCUUCUAAGAGAGAUCUUACCUUUCAG